AUGACUACUCCUAUGGAGUCAUACUUGAAGUUAGCUAAAGAUGAAGGAAAGUUGCUAGCAGAUGCAACACUUUUUCGCCAACUUGUUGGUAGUUUAUUCUAUUUACCUAUCACGAGGCCUCACUUAUCUAUCACGAGGCCUGACAUUUCUUUCUCUGUUGGAGUCAUAUCACAGUUUAUGGGAAAGCCACGAGAGCCACAAUUGAUUGCAGCAAAGCGAAUUCUUCGCUACAUCAAGAACACUCUGCAUUUCAUAUUGCAUUAUAAGCAAGGAACAUCAUUCUUAUUGAGUGGUUUUGUAGAUGCAGAUUGGGCCGGUGAUAUGAAUGAUAGACGCUCAACAAUAGGCUAUUGUUUCGAUAGGGGAUCAGCAGCAAUCUCGUGGUGCAGCAAAAAGCAAAGCACAGUUGCCCUCUCAAAUUGUGAGGCCGAUGGCUGUUCAAGAGUAUAUUUGGCUCAAGAGGCUCGUCCAAGAAAUUUUUGUGACUUGAAGUAUUCGGUUUUGAUUCGUUGUGAUAAUGUCAUGCUCGAACAAAACACAUCGAAGUGCAUCACCAUUUUGUUCGAGAAAAGAUUUUGA
Messenger RNA from Salvia splendens (bonfire salvia), 579 nucleotides. RefSeq names its product secreted RxLR effector protein 161. NCBI's taxonomy places the organism in Eukaryota, Viridiplantae, Streptophyta, Magnoliopsida, Lamiales, Lamiaceae. The coding region runs from base 1 to 579 and encodes 192 amino acids. The transcript has a single exon. The record is from RefSeq and is a predicted model, not a curated record.